This is a messenger RNA of Manduca sexta (tobacco hornworm), 813 nucleotides long. RefSeq names its product putative helicase mov-10-B.1. The transcript has 5 exons. NCBI's taxonomy places the organism in Eukaryota, Metazoa, Arthropoda, Insecta, Lepidoptera, Sphingidae. Gene Ontology annotation, biological process: regulatory ncRNA-mediated post-transcriptional gene silencing. Gene Ontology annotation, molecular function: helicase activity. Gene Ontology annotation, cellular component: cytosol; P granule. The coding region runs from base 1 to 780 and encodes 259 amino acids. The record is from RefSeq and is a predicted model, not a curated record.
AUGGACGAGGAGACAUUUGCCGCGGCUCUAGGCACACAGUUCAGUAUACAGCCUAUGAAGGUUCGCGAACAUUUCCUGGCCUGCCACACUUCCCUACUCCAGAUAUCUCCAACUUUCCUCCAGGCCCAUGCAGUAUCUAUGCUGGGGGAUUCCAGUAUCCCAUUGGCAGGUGUUCCCACGAAGCCAGAGAGCGUUGCGCCGUUCUCUAACGGCACUAACCGCGAUGACUUCGAGGAGGUCACCAUCCAGGAAUUUAUGAGUUACAACAUUACCAUAACCACAUUGGCACAUUCUUCUGUAUAUGCCACGCGGCUGAAAGCUGAAAAAUACGAGCGGUAUAUAACCCACCUAUUUAUAGAUGAAGCGGCCCAGGGUAAUGAGCCCCAAUGUUUGAUACCGAUAUGCGGUUUGCUAUCAUCUAAAGGAAGUUUAAUCCUAGCCGGCGAUCCUCUACAGCUAGGUCCGGUCAUAAUUUCACAUUCCGCCAGGAGUUAUGGUCUAGGCGUAUCGCUGAUGGAACGUCUUCAGAAAACAUUUCCAAUGUACCACCCUGAAGAUGGUGACCCUAACUAUACUGUCAUGCUGAGGAAUAACUUCAGAUCGAACCCGGACAUACUGCGCAUUCCGAACGCGUUAUUCUACAAUGAACAACUCAAUGCUAAAGCAGCAAUAGAUCCUAUAAGCAAUACUGAUAUUUUACAUGAAGGUCAUCCCAGCCGCGCUAUUGCCUUCCACGGAAUAUUAUCUAGGGAGGAGAAAUCAAGUGCGUCGACUAGGUAAAUCAACAUUGCUAUAUCUAUAUAUAUAUAAAAA